GCCACGUUGCCUCUCGACGGGCUGAACCUGUGGCACGCGCUUGUUGCCAACAAGACCUCGCCACGUCGGGACCUCUACUAUGGCAUCACGGAUCAAUCCGUUGGACAUCACGGCCCCGCGCUGCGAAGCGCAGAGGGCUGGAAGCUGAUUUGCGGCACGGGGGGCGGCACGGGCGACUGGCCCCCACGGCCCGGAAGGUUCCUCAACGAGUCCUCAAGAGAGCUGUCGACGCUGGACGACCGGGCUCACAAUGAGACGUAUCUCCUGUUUGACCUCCGCGGGGAUCCCGCAGAGCGCAGUGACAUCAGCGCAUCCCAUCCGGAGAUCGUCCGAUCUCUGCUAGCGGACCUCCGAAAGUAUGAGGCGACCGCAGCGCCGCAGGCUACCGGUGACCCAAGCUGCCCUCCGUUCCGACCAC
Messenger RNA from Symbiodinium necroappetens, 418 nucleotides. The record is from the annotation of a GenBank genome assembly. Lineage: Eukaryota; Dinophyceae; Suessiales; Symbiodiniaceae.